UCUUUAUUUCAUUAAUCAUUUGUUAUUCAGUUAAAAAUAUCAACUUGCAAAGGUUAAUUCCUUUACAAAAUUAAUCUCUUUAUAAAUUUCUCGUAUAUUACAAGAUAUUUUAAAUACAAAAGUCAUGCGUAAGUUGAAAUAUUAACAUGUUUAUUACAUUGCUACUGCAUCUUUAAAUAGAUGAGAGAAAAUGAAAUUGUUACAGAUCAAACAACUCCAAAGUGUAAUGUGAAACCGUGUUCGAACAACGAUGUUCCACCUGCGUCAGUAGUUCACGCUUGUCUUGGUCCAUCUUUGGCACAAGUGUUUUUCAAUUAUACUCAUCAUGAUACGAUAAAGUUGUUGGAUGUAUUGACACCAUCAAAAACAUCAAAAGCAUGCUUUCCAAUUCCAUCUGACCAUCAUUUACCCAAAACCAAAUUCAUACCGUCAACAGAUUAUCAAAUCAGAAAAGCAUUCGUGCACCAAAAUAUAUUAGAAAUUGGUGAAGCUCUCUUAGAACGUGUAAAAAAGGAAAUUGAAGAAAAUCUAAAGGACAAAAUAGAGAGGCAAUCGCGAGAGAAGUUUUAUAUGUAUCAAGCGAAAAAAAGACAAGAAGCUGAGCUGCACGUUCAACAGUUGCAUGAAAAAUAUGAAAAUUAUAUUGAAACUGUCCGACGUGAAUUACAGAAACAACUUGAAGGAGAAUGGUCUAAAGCAGCUGCAGAAUGUGCUAAGAACACUCAAAAAGCAGUUGUACAAGAACGAAUAAACGUGACCAAGGAAGUGACACGAAAAAUGCGAGCGGAAAUGACUCACGUUGUCCUAUCGUUGUACAAAGAAUUUGAAAAGCUGUUUUGCGCCAAAAGGGACAAUAUAAUUGCCGAUUUUAAUCAGAUAAUGAGGGAACAGCAUGUAAAAUUAAAAAAAGAAAUGCUGGAUUUUAAAGAGAAGAUGAGCAGAGAUUUACAUAUUCAGAGACAUCAGUUUGAAAUACAAAAUGCCGCAGAUUUAAUCUAUAUCCUCUGUGUGGAACGAUUACGAAGUAAUAAAGAGAAACAUAUCAUGCAUGAAUACUUUCAGGUAACGAAAUUAUUCGAAUUUCGCUUAUUAUAUGAGAAGAAAUAUUUCAUAGGAAAUUAUGCUUUAAUACAGCAACAAAUCAAAGAAUUUUAUGAAUUAAUGGUCCGCUUAAAAGAUAUAAUUACCAUCAUGAAAAAAGAAAUUGUCGAUUGUCAUAUGGAGAAGAAAUUAUUGGGCGAAGAGCUUUGUAAAGUUACUAAACAUUUUCAGAAGUUUAUUAAUUUUGUGUUUCAUGCUAUACCGGGCCAAGCAGACUAUCUAUUACCGUUAUGAUUACAACAUUUGAUUAACUCA
Messenger RNA from Bombus pyrosoma, 1356 nucleotides. RefSeq lists its product as uncharacterized. The record is from RefSeq and is a predicted model, not a curated record. Bases 181 to 1335 code for a protein of 384 amino acids. The transcript has 4 exons. Lineage: Eukaryota; Metazoa; Arthropoda; Insecta; Hymenoptera; Apidae.